Arachis duranensis is the source of this 807-nucleotide messenger RNA. RefSeq lists its product as uncharacterized. The record is from RefSeq and is a predicted model, not a curated record. The transcript has a single exon. Bases 1 to 807 code for a protein of 268 amino acids. Lineage: Eukaryota; Viridiplantae; Streptophyta; Magnoliopsida; Fabales; Fabaceae.
AUGGAAGUCUACCAGCAAAUAGCCGAGAAAGGGAUCUUGUCGAAGCCCCGACCACUCAAGGACCGCACGGAGGAAAACAAGAGCCUCUACUGUGACUACCACAAGGGCUAUGGACACCAAACACAAGACUGCUUUGACCUGAGGGAUGCAUUAGAGCAAGCCAUAAGGGACGGUAAACUCUCAGAAUUCUCCCAUCUUAUAAGAGAGCCGAGGAGGCGACAUCGGGACUUGGACGAUGAAGGAAGGACCCGGUCGACAAAGCGACGACAAGAGCCAGAAGACAAAGACCACGGUCUCACCGUGAUAAAUGUGGUAACCGCCAAAAACGUGGCACCAAGGUCGAGGUCGGCACACAAGAAAGACGCCAAGAUCCUAGCGGUCUCCUCCACGCCGAUGCGAAGCUCGAAGAAGCCCCCAUCUAUCUCCUUCGGCCCGGAAGAUCAGUGGUUCAACGAGGCCCCUGAAAAUCCACCCAUGCUCAUUACGGCCAGGGUUGGGACAGGUCUCGUAAAACGGAUCCUUGUUGACACGGGGACAGACUCGAACAUCAUGUUUCGCAACGUGUUCGACGCUCUGGGAUUAAAGGACGCCGACUUGUCGACUCACCAGCACGGGGUCAUCGGACUAGGCGUCCACUUCCUCAAGCCAGAUGGAAUAAAAUCCCUGCCGAUAUCCGUUGGACACGUCCAAGGCCGAAGAUCGGCGAUGGCUGAGUUCGUGGUCCUCCAAUAUUCUACGGCCUACAACAUCAUUUUGGGGAGGAAGAUGAUUAACGAUAUUGAGGCAAUAAUCAACACAAACUACUAG